Molecule: messenger RNA, 970 nt
Organism: Mucor mucedo
Lineage: Eukaryota; Fungi; Mucoromycota; Mucoromycetes; Mucorales; Mucoraceae
Exons: 2
Coding region: 132-809 (225 amino acids)
Source: RefSeq, a predicted model, not a curated record
GUAAUAAUAGAUGUUGUCAAGUAUUGUACAGGUACCGAUAAUUACUUGAGAGUGUGACGGUUGAUUUUGCAUGCAAAUCUCAAGUUUUAGAAUUGAGUGGGAAACCCUGUAUAUCUCGUUCAGAAAUUACCAUGGAGAAUAAAACAAGUGCACCUCCCACCCCUCAAGUGUCGACAUCACAGCAUGGUCUUAAGACAUUAGAAAAAGACUUUUCCGACGACUACAAGUUAAGUAGCGUGCCACCACCCACAAGUGAUGAUCUCGAAGAAACCAAUGGGCUUGUCAGAGCAGGGUUAAGUACCAAACCACGACUGUUGUUAAUGACAACCAUUGGAACCUUUUGGGGAUUCAGCAUUGGAGCCUUCUUAGGCGGACAGCAAUCAGGCUUGCAGUAUUUGGCAGAGAAUGCGCACAAAUUACCAACCACUGUACAAGGUUGGUAUUUCUAUCACAAGACAAAGAACUAUCGCAUGAUGUUGGGUGGUGUAAAGCGAGGCUUAAAGUUUGCAGGAAAGACUGGUGGAUUAUGUUUACUUUAUGGUUCUGUUGAGGCGGCGAUUGAUGAUGUACGUGGAGAAGCCGACGUUUUGAAUUCUGUUACUGCUGGUAUUGCGACAGGAACAAUUUUUUCAACUCUUACAAAAUUGACAAGAGGAUCUUUUAGAUAUUCAGUGAUAUUUGGUGCCAUGUUUGGUUUGGCAGCUGGUGGUCUUUCUGAUUUACAUCGUUAUGCAUCAGGAGAUACACCUACGUAUGGAAAGUGGUUAUUGUCCUUGAAGAAAGAACAGGAAAAGAAGAUUGAGCAAUAAAUAUGUGAGUGUCUCUGAUGCUGCUGGUGGUCUUUUUUUUUAAAAAAAAGAUUAUGGGCUUUUCCUGUAAUAAAAUUCGCAUUAUGUAAGAGUGUAAAACGUGACAGCAUGUUUAUUCAGGGCAUUCAGAUGAUUCUUAAGCGGUGGUUAUAAGGCACGGC